UCUUGUUCGGUUAUGAGAGGACAACAAGUGGACCUACUGCACCUAAGUUAAUCGCAGGAUGAAGAUCUUGAAGGCAACCAUUUUCAUAUAUUUAUUUUUCAAUUUUUGGAGGGUUGAAAGUGUAACAUCUCAAAGGCCGCAAUGUCAUCGAUGUGAUGAGUAUCACUUUUGCAACUGCUCUGCAGAAAACCUUCAACAAGUCCCCAUCAUUCCAGCAAAUGUUCUGAUUUUGGAUGUGUCCUUCAAUAACAUUGAGUCAAUUGAACAGAAUGAUCUGAGCCAGUACAAUGAACUGAAAAUCUUAAAGGUGCAGAAGAACAGACUUAGACUGAUCCAUGAAGAAGCAUUCAAUUCGCAGCAGAACUUGGAGGACCUUGACAUCUCUUUCAAUAGGCUCAUGAACAUUUCUCCAUCUUGGUUUCAUAAACUUAAAUCUCUAAAGCACCUAAAUCUUUUGGGAAACCUAUAUACAACCAUAGGAUCUGUUCCACUUUUCCAGUUUGUAGGUAGCCUAAGAACACUGAAGUUUGGCAACCCUUUAUUGCAGAAAGUGAGAAUCAAUCUCUUCAGUGGGCUCAGCCAGCUAAACGAGAUGAUGUUCAUUGGUAGUAGUCUGAGGUCAUAUGACGCAGGCAGCUUGAAGAUGACUCGACCCAUCAGAACAGUUACACUGAGUGUUGAAGGUCUGUUUCAAGACAACCCUGUACUUGUCUCGAAGAUCCUUCAAGAUGUUUCUCACCCUGAGACAUCACUGACUAUCAGAGAUGUUCUGCUGAACACAUAUCGAUCUAUGCAACCCUUUAAAGAGGCCAACAAAGGGGGCACCACAAGGCUUACUGUAUUAAACAUGAGUGCAACAGAUGAAGCAGUCACCUCCUUCCUGAAGGUUAUGAAUGGUUCCCGAUUGUCCUACCUUGAUCUUGAGGAUAUAAAGUUUCAAGGAGGAGGCUGGUGGCAAAAAGCUGAUACAGCACACUAUGAAAGUCUGCGCACUAUCCUUGUUCGCAAUGUUGAAAUCCAAGACUUCUUCAGCUUUGGCAGCAUGAUCCAAUUAGCGUUUCUUCUCAGGUAUCCCACUGAGAUAUCUGUGAUCAACUGCACCGUUUUUGUUAUGCCCUGUAUAACCUCAUAUCUUCUGAAAAAGAUUGAGUACUUGGACUUGAGUCAAAAUCUAUUAUCAGAUAUUACAUUGCAAGAAACGUUAUGUCGUGGUGUGGGAAUAAUGCACAAUCUCAACACCCUCAAUGUGAGCCACAACUCGCUAAAAUCCUUUGGGCUCAUGUCCCACCUGGUGACAAGUCUGCAGAGGCUGACAUUUUUGGACAUCAGUCACAAUGACUUUAUGACAAUGCCACAGAAAUGCACUUGGCCUGCGAGUCUAAGGUUCCUAAAUCUGUCUUCCACAAAGCUUCGUAGGGUAACACCAUGCCUACCUAUGAGCCUGACAAUUCUGGAUCUCAGUCAAAAUGACCUGACAGAAUUCCACCUCAGCCUUCCCCACCUUGUGGAGCUUAAUCUCUCUGGAAACAGAUUUCGGCAAUUCCCUGAUGGGGGAAGGUUCCCCAGUCUCAACAUACUAUUCAUUCAAAGAAAUAACUUGAACAUGUUUAACCGGAGUGACCUGAUGAGGUUCAGCCAUCUGCGGUAUUUGGAAGCUGGUCUGAACAACUUUGUUUGCAGUUGUGAGUUUUUGGCAUUUCUCAAAUAUGACAUUGACCACUUGAUCACACUCAGGGAUGGCCAUCAAAACUAUGUGUGUGACUCUCCGUUCAUGUUGAGAGGUCAUACAGUUGACAGGGCUCAACUGUCAGUCUUUGAGUGUUAUAUGAUUCCUGCAGUCUCCAUUCUCUGUGCUGCGAUUGUCCUCACUCUAGUCCUCGUUGGUGUGACCUGUCACAAGCUUCAUGUUUUAUGGUACCUAAAGAUGAUCACUGCAUGGUUAAAGGCAAAACGAAAACCAGCAGUGCGCAGAGCAGAGGGGAACCUUUGCUAUGAUGCUUUUGUUUCAUACAGCCAACGAGAUGCUGAGUGGGUUGAGGAGAUCCUCGUCCCAAAGCUAGAAGGUGCUCAGCCUCCAUUUGCCCUCUGUCUUCACAAGCGAGACUUCCUUCCAGGACGCUGGAUCGUGGACAGCAUAAUUGAUUCUAUCGAGAGGAGCCAUCUCACUCUGUUUGUUCUAUCGGAGCACUUUGUGACAAGCGAAUGGUGCCGCUACGAAUUGGACUUCUCGCACUUCCGUAUCAUUGAUGAGCACAACGAUUCAGCUGUCCUGGUCUUGCUGGAGCCAAUUCCCAAAGAGACCAUUCCAAAGCGCUUCUGCAAACUGCGCAAGAUAAUGAACUCCAGGACGUACCUUGAGUGGCCUCAAGAGGAAGAAAGGAGGGAGGAGUUCUGGCACAAUCUGCAAGCUGUGCUGAAGAGGGAGGAUUCCUGAUACGUCAGCAACAAUUAAACCUUUAACUUGACUUAAUUUUCCAAGUAGAAAUUAUAUGUAGUAAACUAAUUUAAGGCAUAGGACUUUGAAAGAGUAAAGCUUUUGUCAAUUAAUUACAAAAUGAUUUAGAUUGCUGUAAUCUUUAAAUUAACAAGUACAAUAAACACCAUUGUUUGUUGAUCACGUAGGCUAACAUUGUAGCCCCUGCAAACCUCCUCAUCACCAUUUUGUCAGCUGAAUGGAAAACGACUUUAGAUAUUUUUAAUUAAUGUAAUUAAAUAAACUAUUUUUCCCUGUAACUCUGUAAUUUGAUUAACUAGGACAGUGUUGGUCACCUGUGAAAUGUUGUGACUGUGUUGAGCUGUUAGAGAGCAAUGAGGGACGAAAGGGAAUGGUGAGAACCUCCUGCUAAAAAUGUUUAGAAACCACUUUUGUUAUUUUUUUGAAUUAUUUGAAAAAUCUAG
Messenger RNA from Colossoma macropomum (tambaqui), 2898 nucleotides. RefSeq names its product toll-like receptor 2. The transcript has 2 exons. Gene Ontology annotation, biological process: inflammatory response; immune response; toll-like receptor signaling pathway. Gene Ontology annotation, molecular function: protein binding; triacyl lipopeptide binding; transmembrane signaling receptor activity. The coding region runs from base 59 to 2434 and encodes 791 amino acids. Gene Ontology annotation, cellular component: membrane. Lineage: Eukaryota; Metazoa; Chordata; Actinopteri; Characiformes; Serrasalmidae. The record is from RefSeq and is a predicted model, not a curated record.